Messenger RNA from Nicrophorus vespilloides, 928 nucleotides. RefSeq lists its product as uncharacterized. Bases 71 to 883 code for a protein of 270 amino acids. The transcript has 3 exons. The record is from RefSeq and is a predicted model, not a curated record. Lineage: Eukaryota; Metazoa; Arthropoda; Insecta; Coleoptera; Silphidae.
GUUUGCAUAAAUCGGAUAACCUGCUUUCUAGUUGAAGGUUAAUAGCUCUCGAUUUCUUUUUAAUUUUUGAAUGCGGAGACGUUUCGGGAAAUUUCUGCGAUCUCGAUUUAACGAAAACAACAAUAGACUGACCCAAUUAGACGUAGAAAUCCAAGCGCAGCAGCAUCGUUCGGAAUGCAAAUGCGGCAAUACAAGUUGCGACUUAGUUGAAAUUGAGGAUAGGAUAAGGUAUUCGGUGUUUGCAGAUUUGCUGUAUUGGGAUUCGGCGGAUGGCAGGAAUGUGGAGAAACGGGAUGAGAACAUCGAGAGCAGCGGAGAGAAGACGUGCCACUGCGUAGGUCCGGCAUGCAUGUGCUGCGUCGACUUCAACAUUACCUUCGUGGAUCUAGGAGGUCCAGGUUGCGUGCACAUGAAAUACCUGUCGCAGGAUGAGGGUCUAAGGGUGAACGUAUCUUAUGGGAAAAGCUUGUUGCACAGCGAGCAGGUGAAAGGGCCCAAGCCGGAGCCGACGUGCAUGUCGCUCCUUGCGAAUUUGGCGGAAGUGUGCGCCCGAUUUUCCAGCCUCGAACCGCACAAUGAUGGAUUGAAGGGCUGCCUCCAAUUAGAGCCGAAACUUUUGGGUGAUAUACAGACCCAAUUUAACAUUGGUUGCUUCACUAUGGGGCCGACCGGUAUGAAGCUUGACGAGGCGGCCGACCAGCCCAUCAAUAACGAUAAAACCAAUACGACCCUGAAUGGCCUCAGCGAGGAGGAGAUCAUCGAGGCUGUGAACCAGUCCGCACAACAAGGGCUCGCCUUCUUCGGGAACUUAUUUGGUUUGGCCUUCGGCAAGCAGGAAGCGAAUGCGACCCAAACUACGGAAGACGAUCAAACUUCGGCUUAGUUUAAAAUUCAUAUGGAACACUAGUUAGGACGCACCACCAUUCUC